This is a messenger RNA of Ceratosolen solmsi marchali, 1856 nucleotides long. RefSeq names its product chaperonin containing TCP1 subunit 8 (gene CCT8). NCBI's taxonomy places the organism in Eukaryota, Metazoa, Arthropoda, Insecta, Hymenoptera, Agaonidae. Bases 92 to 1750 code for a protein of 552 amino acids. Gene Ontology annotation, molecular function: ATP hydrolysis activity; ATP-dependent protein folding chaperone; ATP binding. The transcript is spliced from 6 exons. Gene Ontology annotation, biological process: protein folding. The record is from RefSeq and is a predicted model, not a curated record.
GACCUUCUUUUUCAUGUGCGACUAAUUCUAGCUUGAUUAUUGUGGAUUAAUUUUAUUUAAUUUAAACGGCAUAAAACUUUAUAAUAUUGAAAUGGCUUUACACGUACCGAAAGCACCCGGUGUUAGUCAAAUGCUUAAGGACGGAGUUCGCUUCUUUUCUGGAUUAGAAGAAGCUGUAUUCCGUAAUAUCACAGCUUGUAACACUUUUGCACGAUCUGUGCGUACUGCUUACGGACCAAAUGGGAUGAAUAAAAUGGUAAUUAAUCAUUUGGAAAAAUUGUUUGUCACUAGUGAUGCAGCAACUAUUAUUAAGGAAUUGGAUGUUGAGCAUCCAGCUGCAAAAUUAUUGAUUCUUGCGUCAGAAAUGCAGGAAGCAGAAGUUGGAGAUGGAACAAAUUUUGUUAUUAUAUUUGCUGGUGCUUUGCUUGAAGCAGCUGAAGAGCUUUUACGUUUGGGAAUAACAACUUCAGAAAUAGUGGAGGGAUAUGAACUUGCUCUUGACAAGGUUUUAGAAGAAUUGCCAAAAUUGGUUAUUUACGAAGCAAAAGAUUAUCGAGAUAUUAAUCAAGUAAAAGCAGGUAUCAAAACUGCAGUGAUGAGCAAACAAUAUGGCAAAGAGAAUUUUAUUACUGACCUUGUCUGUCAAGCAUGUAUCGCGAUUUUACCCAAAAGUGAUUCUGAAAAUAACAAAAGUUUUAACGUUGAUAAUAUAAGAAUUUGUAAAAUUUUGGGUUCUGGCUUACAUUCGUCACAGGUUGUUAAAGGAAUGGUCUUUCAAAGACAAGUGGAGGGACAUGUGACAAAAGCAGUAUCUGCAAAAAUUGCUGUUUAUUCGUGUCCUGUAGACAUUACACAAACCGAAACCAAGGGAACAGUCCUAAUUACGACGGCUGAUGAAUUACUGAAUUUUUCUAGGGGCGAAGAGAAUUUGUUAGAAUCUCAAAUUAAGGCUAUCGCGGAUAGUGGUGCUACAGUUAUUGUUUCUGGUGGUAAAUUUGGCGAUAUGGCUCUGUACUUUGUCAACAAGUACAAUAUGAUGGCUGUUCGGGUUCCUAGUAAAUUUGAUUUGAGACGUCUGUGCAAAGCAGUAAAAGCAACGGCUUUACCGAAGUUGGUCCCACCAAGUAAAGAAGAAUUGGGAUGCGCAGAUAAUGUUUAUGUAAUGGAACUCGGUGAUACCAUUGGAGUUGUUUUUGAGCUUCAUGAAGAGGAACGUAGUAUUAGCACUAUUGUGAUACGGGGUUCAACGGAUAAUUACAUGGACGAUAUCGAAAGAGCGAUAGACGAUGGAGUAAAUACUUUUAAAGCUAUCACACGGGAUAAUCGUUUCCUUCCUGGAGCUGGUGCAACAGAAGUUGAGUUAGCUGCUAAAAUUGCCACAUACGCUGAUACAAUUCCGGGUUUAGAACAGUAUGCUGUACGCAAGUUUUCUACUGCAUUAGAGAUUUUCCCAAAAACUUUAUCAGAAAAUAGCGGCACACACGCUUGUGAACUUUUAUCAAAACUGUAUGCACUUCAUAAAGAAGGUAAAAGGAACUAUGGAUUUGAUGUAGAGAGUUCUGGAGUAGCAUCGGUAAUAGAUGCAGAAAAAUCUGAAAUAUUUGAUUUGUACUUAACGAAAUUUUGGGCUUUUAAAUAUGCAGUCAAUGUUGCAUGUACCGUGCUUAAAAUCGAUCAAAUUAUCAUGGCAAAAACAGUUGGUGGGCCAAAACUACCAGGAGAGAAAUCAAAUAGUGAUGAUGAAUCAUAAUCAAUUACAAUCUUACUUUAAAGAAAUACGAUUAAUUUUCUACUCUAUUAUCAUAAACUGUUUUCAUAUUUGUAAUAAAUAUUGGAUUAUAGUUCAAAUUAAUAAU